Messenger RNA from Punica granatum (pomegranate), 1930 nucleotides. NCBI's taxonomy places the organism in Eukaryota, Viridiplantae, Streptophyta, Magnoliopsida, Myrtales, Lythraceae. The record is from RefSeq and is a predicted model, not a curated record.
CUUCGCCAACUUUAAUGAGAGUUUGUCUCCUUCCUUAUGACAUCUCUCAUUUUACGGGCCCGAGCAAGGGACUGCUUCCAUAUAAGCGACCCCUUCCAGGCGUUGCUUCUCUGCCGACAGCAGCCAUGCUGUCGGAGAAGCAAGUUGCGAUAAUCGGAGCUGGAGUCAGCGGACUCCUUGCCUGCAAGCACCUACUGGAGGCAGGUUUUGAUCCUGUUGUCUUCGAGUCCCACGGACGUACUGGUGGUGUCUGGGUAAAAGGCGCCAUCGAGUCCACCAGGCUCCAAACUCCUAAGAGCUUCUACCAGUUCUCUGAUUUUCCGUGGCCUCAGUCCAUGGUGGAGGAGUUCCCAGACCAUCGCCGGGUGGUGGAGUACCUCGACGCGUAUGUUGAGGAGUUUGGCUUGCUGCCGAGAAUCAGAUUCAACAGGAGGGUGACGGAGAUUGGCUUCGCCGGGAACGAAGGCAAGGCGGCUGAUUGGAAGGAGUGGGGAGGAACUGGUGAGGCGUUCUCGCUGCACGGGAAGUGGAAACUCACUGUGGAGGACUCACUGGACUCAGGACCCGCCCCUGAGGUUUACCGAGCGGAUUUCGUGAUACUCUGCAUCGGGAUGUUCAGCGACCUACCAAGAACACCCGCUUUCCCAGUAAAUGAAGGGCCAGAAGUGUUUGAUGGCAAGGUCCUUCAUUCCAUGGAUUAUGCAAUGAUGGAAUGGGACCAUGCAGUGGAACUGGUCAGGGGUAAGAGAGUUGUCGUGGUAGGGUUCCAGAAAUCAUCACUCGAUAUCGCUGCAGAAGUUUCUAAGAGGAAUGAUAAGAGGUACCCCUGCACGCUACUGUUUAGGGAGGCCCACUGGGCACUUCCCGACUACUUGAUCAAGUACAUUUCCAGAAACCUUAACCGAUUCAUGGAAUGCAUGAUUCACAAGCCAGGUGAAGGGCUAUUCCUGUGUCUCUUGGCUUCACUUCUCUCGCCAUUGAUGUGGAUUUUCUCUAAGUUGAUGGAGAGCUACCUCAGGUGGAAAUAUCCAUUGAAGAGAUACGGGACAGUCCCGGAGCACAGCCUCAACAUGCAAUUCCAAGCAUGCAUGACCCCAACUCUGCCCCCUCAAUUCUAUGAUGUCGUUGAAGAAGGAAGCCUCAUCUUAAAGAAGUUAAGGAGCUUUAGCUUCUGCAAGAACGGCGUGAUCAUUGACGGAGACGCAAGCAAGGUUGUCAUGGCAGAUGUUGUUAUCCUUGCAACCGGCUUCAAGAGUGACGAAAAGCUCAAGAGCAUCUUCGCAUCAUUGUACUUUAGGAAAUGCAUGGCUGGGUCAUCAGCUCCUCUUUAUAGGGAAUGCAUACAUCCUAGGAUCCCUCAAGUGGCGAUUCUCGGGUACAUGAACAGCUUCUCAGUUCUCCACGCGACCGAGAUGCGAAGCAAGUGGCUUGCACAUUUCCUCAUGGGCGCCUUCAAGCUUCCAGGCAUAAGGGAGAUGGAAGCAGAUGUAACGGAGUGGGAAAGAUGCGCGAGAAGCUACUCCAAGGAGAGGUACAAAAGGUACCAAGUAAGUGCCCUUCUGCAGAUCUACUGCAACGAUAUUCUCUGCAGGGACAUGGGAUGCAACCCACGAAGGAAGCGAUCACUCCUAGCAGAGCUGUUUGCUCCUUAUGGACCUGCAGAUUAUCGAGGCCUGGCUCCUCCCUACCUUCAGAAACCGUGAACCUUCGACGCAUAGCACGACAAGGUUAUUGUGUGCUGUAUCAGCACCAUUUCAAGGCUUUAAACAUUGCACAGAGUACUUCUGGACCGCAUCUUAAUCCUUGACUGGGUUGGUUUCGAGUCAUCUCAUCUUUUUAUGCUCGCACCAAGGACGCACAAAUUUUCUACUUCUAACAUACUGGAUGUGGUACACAUCGCUACCAAUCAAUAAUAGACUAUCUUACUCGA